AUGGCUGACGAGAAACUGAUCGCUUCGCCAGAAAAUGGUCCUGCUGCACCUGCUGCCACCCUCACCUCCGACUCCACCGCCGCAGACGGCCACAAGAGGAAGCUUGGUGAUCUGGAGCUCAGCAACGUGGCAGAGCCAGUCUCGAAGUCCGAGAACAACGCGAACCCUGACACGCUGAAUAAUGAGGCGCAGGAGGAGGAGGGGAAAGGGGGAGAAGAUGAAUCCGAGUCUAAACGACGGCGUUUGGAGAGUAAUGGAGACAACGUCACCGAGGCCGAGGCCGAUGGUCUAGUGUCAGGUAAUGGUCACCAAGAGGAGGAGAAGAAAGAUGAGACUGAGAAGGUUGAACCUGUGCAGCCAGAGUCUGCUGAUGCUAAUGUAGAACAUGUGGAGAAUCAAGAACCUCAUAAAGAACAUAUUGAUCAAGAACCUCCUGGAGCACCUCUCGAGACAGUUACUCAAGAACCAACUUCUCAUGAGAACGAGAAAACUGAGCUCAGCAGUUUGGAUGAACUAGGUAAACCAAAUGCAGAAAAUGAUGAACCUUCUGAACUUCCUAGAGAGGGGGAUGUCCCCGUUUACUCUGCUGAAAGGCAGUCUGGCUCGGGCAGGCAAAUACUGUCUCGCAAAAUGGAAGUUCCAAAUGACAAGGUUGGGGUCCUCAUUGGGAAAGCAGGGGAAACUAUUUGUUCCCUGCAGGACAAUUCAGGGGCCAAAAUUCAGAUUAUGAGGGAUGCUGAUGCAGAUCCACGGUCUACCACAAGACCUGUGGAAGUAGUUGGAACAUUGGAAGAUAUAAACAAGGCUGAGAAGUUGAUAAAGGAUGUAAUUGCUGAGGCUAAUGCUGGAGGUUCGCCUUCUCUUGUUGCUCGUGGAUUCAACACUGCGAAGGCUGCCAGCAGUGGUGAACAAGUUGAAAUUCAAGUACCAAUUGAGAAGGUUGGUUUAAUCAUUGGGAAGGGUGGAGAAACAAUUAGGAACUUGCAGACCAGAUCAGGGGCACGCAUUCUGUUGAUACAACAAAACCUUUCUGAUGGAGAACAACCUAAGGAAAGGACUGUCCGCUUCACUGGAAAUAAGUGGCAGAUUGAUACUGCAAGGGAAAUGAUAAAAGAUGUUAUGAAUCAGACUGUUAGGUCUUCACCUCUCUCUGGCGGAUACAGCCAGCAGGGCUAUCGUCCUCCACGUGGGCCCGCUGCUCCACAAUGGGGACCUCGUGGUUCGCAUCAUGCACAAUGCUCUGGUUAUGAUUUUUCACAAAGAGGGACAUAUCCUUCUCAAAACUCACAAUAUCCACCUUCAUCAUAUGGUAAUUAUCCUCCGCAACAGCCUCCGAGAGGCAACUUUGGUCCACCAAGUUGGGAGCAAAGGCCGCCAGCAUCAAUGCAUGGACCCUCACCCCAGGGCAAUUACAACUACGGGCAGCAGCCUGGCCCAGAAUACGGACAUCCAUCUUCAUACUCUCAGCCGCCUCCCCAACCAUACAACCAUGGAUACAACGAGGCUAAAUACGGCAACCAUGGUCCCCCACAGCAUUAUGGGCCUCAACCAACACCAUACUCUCAAGGCGGUGUGCAGUCGGGCUACGGCCCACCAUAUGACCAACACGGUAAGCCACCCAUGUACAGCAUGCAGCAACAGCCACCGCAAGUCCCUCAUUCUCAACCCUACGGCCAGCCCAGGCCCAACCAGCCUGGGGAAGCCCCUUAUCAAGGUACAUCGUCAUCAGCCCAACCUUACGGUCAGAACAUGCCACCUCAGCAACCAUAUCCUUAUCCAUCUAGCGGGCCCACGCAACAGACUUAUCCUCCUCCCUAUGGCUCUGCACCAACCAGCGAAGGAUAUGGCCACCCGCCUGCCACGGCACAAUCCGGGUCCGGAUAUGGGCAGCCCAUUGCGUAUGGUCAAGCCGGGCCUCAGCAGCAGCAGCCGCCACCUGCUGCCUAUUCUCAGGCAGGCCCAACUGGAGGCUACAGCUCGUAUCCAGUGCCCCAGCCUGGCGGUUAUGCCGAGCAACCAGCUCCUGCUGCUGCUGGUUAUGGGUAUCAACAGGUGCAGCCUGACCCAGCUACAUAUGGCGCACCCCAGGGUCCAGCUGCUGGUUAUCCUACGACCGGUGUGGGCCAGGCAGGCGGCUAUGCCCAGCCAGCUCAGGCCCAGGCCCAGGCCCAGGCCCAGACUGGGUAUGAUCAGUCGGGUGGAUAUGCGAAUGUGCCGGCCCAGGUACCUGCAGGCGUUUCGCCUCAGGCUGGUUAUGCACAGCAGUAUGAUGCUAGCCAGAUAUAUGGUGGUGGGCAUCGCUAA
Molecule: messenger RNA, 2304 nt
Organism: Striga hermonthica
Lineage: Eukaryota; Viridiplantae; Streptophyta; Magnoliopsida; Lamiales; Orobanchaceae
Source: the annotation of a GenBank genome assembly